GAGAGAGAAACAGAGAGAGAAACAGAGAGAGAGAGAGAGUCCACAGGUAGUAGUCAGAUUACUCUGCCUGUUUGGUUCUGUAUUGCAGACGUCUGUCCUACCGUCUGACCAGGACGGUGCAGCUCAGCCAGUCCCAGCACUGGAAUUUCCCAGGAGCAGGGGCAGCAUGGAAUGUGGACUUUUCCUGAGCAACUGAAGUGGAACAGGGAGCUUGUCUGACCCAGGAGAGCACCAUGGAUGGCGAACCACCAGGCAGGACUGGCAGCAGGCCCUUGAGGCCAGGAGACUGUCCUGACACCAGGCUUCUUUCAAAUCCACUGAUGGGGGACGUUGUGUCUGAUUGGUCUCCAGUGCAUGAUGCCGCGAUCCAUGGGCAUCUGCUGUCUUUGAGGAAUCUCAUCCGCCAGGGGUGGGCUGUGAACGUCAUCACAGCAGAUCGUGUUUCCCCACUGCAUGAAGCUUGUCUUGGAGGUCAUCCCUCUUGUGCAAACAUUUUAUUAAAGCAUGGAGCUCAGGUGGACGGCAUCACCACGGACUGGCACACUCCCUUGUUCAAUGCUUGUGUCAGCGGCAGCUGGGACUGUGUGAAUUUGCUUCUGCAGCAUGGAGCCAGCCCCCACCCUGUCAGUGACCUGGCGUCUCCCAUCCAUGAAGCCGCUAAGAGAGGCCACGUGGAGUGCGUUGAGUCCCUUGCAGCUCAUGGGGGUGACAUUGACCAUCACAUCAGCCACCUGGGCACCCCACUCUAUUUGGCUUGUGAAAACCAGCAGAUAGCCUGUGCCAAGAAGCUUCUGGAAUCAGGAGCAAGCGUGAAUCGAGGCCGGGGUCUGGACUCCCCUCUUCACGCAGUGGCCAGGGCAUCCAACGGGGAGCUGGUCCGCCUGCUUGUGGACUUUGGAGCAGACACUCAGGCCAAGAACGCUGAAGGCAAACGUCCCUCCGAGCUCGUGCCUCCAGAGAACCCUCUGAUCCAGCUCUUUUUGCAGAGAGAAGGGCCCGCCUCUUUGAUGCAGUUAUGCCGCCUUAGAAUCCGGAAGUGCUUUGGGAUCCAACAGCAUCAUAAGAUCACCGGCCUCCUCCUCCCCGAGGAACUGAAACGGUUUCUCCUGCACGUUUAACUGUGUCAAGGCAAACACUAUUGCAUGCUGUGGCCACAGGGAUUUAGAAAUAAAGUUGGGGUUAUAGAGCACGGCCAGUUUCUUCAAUCGGAUUUUUGUUUUCAAUGGCAACACACUGGGUACUUUUGUAUUA
This is a messenger RNA of Pteronotus mesoamericanus, 1251 nucleotides long. RefSeq names its product ankyrin repeat and SOCS box containing 9 (gene ASB9). Lineage: Eukaryota; Metazoa; Chordata; Mammalia; Chiroptera; Mormoopidae. Gene Ontology annotation, biological process: intracellular signal transduction; positive regulation of protein catabolic process; protein ubiquitination. The coding region runs from base 234 to 1118 and encodes 294 amino acids. The record is from RefSeq and is a predicted model, not a curated record. The transcript is spliced from 7 exons. Gene Ontology annotation, molecular function: protein binding.